AUGUUGAUAGACUUGAUAAAGAAGACUAGUGAAUCAGUAGGCUUGAUAGAGAAGAGUUCACAAGAAACAAGAGAAGCGUUAGAGAAGCAUUUACAAGAAACUAACGCGUCGUUAGAAAAGAAUUCACAAGAAACCAAAGAAAGCCUGGAGUCAUUUAAGGAAACUAUAGCCCAAGAGAUCCAAACAUCGCAAAUGAAGAUAGAAUAUAAUCUGAAGAAGGAGAUGCAGGAAUUACAGGAACGACUGAAGAUGGACAUCAACGAGAAAGAGAAGAUGCUACAGAAGAGCAUAGACCAAGUCCAGGGAGACGUGGAAAAGGUGGAAGGAAAGUUAACAAAAAAGAUAGAAGACGAUAUUGAAGAAACGAAAGUCGAGUUGGGAGAAAGAAUCAACGAAGUGGAAACAAAUUGCAAUCAUCGAAUCGCCGAGGUGACGCAGAUGCAAAAACAAUGCAACGAGGCGGUUAAGGGGAUAGGAGAUAGGCAAAACCAACUAGCUGUCAAUCUGAGAAAUGCUAUAGCCGUGCAACGAGAAGAGGAUAACAAGAGGGUUGAAAUGGAGGUCAAGCAGUUACACCAGGGAGUGCAGCAAUUGGAAAGCAAAACAGAAGAAAUUGAUAGACGAAUUAGCAAUGCCGCCUUAGCCGUUGGGGAAGGGAUAGAUUGGUUGAAUGAAGUUGAUGCAGUAGUGAGUUUUGAUGAAGGUACUAUCAAAGUCAAAGGAAGAAAGGGAGAAGAGAAGAGGUUGAAAUUUGCUGAGGGGAGUGCAAUCGAAGAAGAGGAAGAAUUCAGAAGAAUAAAUUUAUGUCACGAAGAGGAACCCACCACAGGAUACGGGGAAGAGGAACCAGGAGCAGAAGUGUUGAUAUACCUUGAGGGACUAGCACGAGAGGAUAGACAUAAAGAGGACAAAAUCAGAAAAAAAUUGGAGGAGAUGACGCACCUAGAUGAGAGGACUAAGAAGAAUUUAGCCACACUCAAUGCAGUGCCUGAUACAUUUGAGAAGCAGCAGCAGGAGGUAUCAAGCCAGCACGCAGACAAGCUCUCAACAUGCUAG
Molecule: messenger RNA, 1056 nt
Organism: Schistocerca nitens (vagrant locust)
Lineage: Eukaryota; Metazoa; Arthropoda; Insecta; Orthoptera; Acrididae
Exons: 3
Coding region: 1-1056 (351 amino acids)
Source: RefSeq, a predicted model, not a curated record